AUGUGGCUGAUGCGGAUCUUGCAUUUGCUGGGCAUAAUGGCCCUGUUUCCACUUUUGGGUUACUUCGGAGAAAGUGUUGACGGGAGCGAUCUGAGCUACGGUGAUUUUUACGGCAAUGCCAGUGCCCGAAUGCUUCGAUUUCGCGACUUCGAACCGCGUCAGCAAAGUGGAAGAAUGGAUAUGGAAAUCAGUGUGGAGGAAGCUGAUAAUAACAAGUUGGAACGCGAGGGUCGUGGCUUCCAUUUCCAUGCCAGCGGCGAGGAUGUCAGUGUGGAGCUGGAGUUCAUCGUGCCGUUCCUUAAGGUACCCGUAAAGAGGAGUAUGAAUCUGGCUAGAGAUGCUGUCCAGAACAUCCUGAAUCUGCGAACUGGAGCUAUCAUAAACACAGCUGUUGUUGUGGCUGCCGGAGCUGUGAUUGCAGCGGUGGUCCGGUUGCUUUUAGCGCCUUUAGUCAUUACAUCGAUUGGGAAUGGUUAUGGCUACAAAUCUGGUUCAGACAGAGGGAUGCGCCGGCUGACUGAUGUCGUGGAAUCACAGCUGGAGGAGCAUAACAUCGACAUGUCUGUCUGUGUCCAGCGGAUGAUCUGCCAGUACUUGCAGCAAAACUUGUCUUCCGGCUAUGCCAGGGUUCUAAAUGUGUUGACAAGCUCCUCCUGGCUGCAUUCCUUUGUCGAUGGAACUGCAGUUUUCCAUGCCAUCCAAUCAGCAAGGAGCAGUCGCAGUUGCACUCUCACCUAUCGCAGUUGCAGGUGGAAAUCGGGAGGCUUGCCACAGAUAAAGAAGUUUUUUAAUGGAUAA
Molecule: messenger RNA, 798 nt
Organism: Drosophila eugracilis
Lineage: Eukaryota; Metazoa; Arthropoda; Insecta; Diptera; Drosophilidae
Exons: 3
Coding region: 1-798 (265 amino acids)
Source: RefSeq, a predicted model, not a curated record